AUAAUAUUUUGAGCGCGCAGAGCAGGAGUCAUUUGCCGCAGAAACUUGUCGGAGGGAACUCUUUUUGAAAUUUGUCACUUGUCUAACUCAUAUACCAUGAAGGCUUUGCCAAAAUCAGUUCCACUCGCUCUCUGCGUAGUAUUGAGUGCGUGUGCGAUUAUUGAAAUAGUCAUCGGAGCAGUGGCUUUUGGAACCAUGUACUCCCUAGAGAUUUUCGAGCCACUUGAGAAUCGGGCAGCAUUGAUAGUCUUGAUGACUUCUGGUGUCCUUACCCUUAUUUGCUCGGCCAUCGGCAUUGUAGGUUUCAUGAAGAACAGAAAGCUACUUCUUGUGUACAUUGCUGUGGCUUGUGCCAGCAUCAUUUUGCAAGUUGCAGGAUUCAGUGUCGCUUUCCAUUCCAACGUUAUUUCCGAAGCUGCUGGACUUCUCGUCAGACUAAGAGUUCUUUACGACUUCAAUGAGCCGACUGUGGUGCGUUUGUGGGACGAUAUGCAAAAGAGUCUUCAAUGUUGUGGAUUCGUUGACCCAUCGGAAUGGAACUCCUAUCCAGAUUCUUGCUGCUUGGAUGGAGAUUGCACAGCACAAACCGUAUUUUCAGACUCCUGUCUCACUGUUACGGAGUUCUACUUCUUUGAUUUGACCCAGGGAGUGGCUGGACUCUCCGCUGCAAUGACUAUCUUGCAGCUCAUCCUCGGUGGGAUUGCUGUUAUAGCGUCACGCCAAAAUUCCUCUUCUGUGUCUAAACCUGAUUCUAAUUGAAUGUAUAGGAAAAUUAUUAUAAUGUUCAAGUUUAAUAAAAGACUAUAGUUCACGCUUAAAA
Cloeon dipterum is the source of this 820-nucleotide messenger RNA. RefSeq names its product tetraspanin-9-like. The record is from RefSeq and is a predicted model, not a curated record. NCBI's taxonomy places the organism in Eukaryota, Metazoa, Arthropoda, Insecta, Ephemeroptera, Baetidae. Gene Ontology annotation, cellular component: plasma membrane. The transcript has 6 exons. Bases 97 to 759 code for a protein of 220 amino acids.